AUGCGAAGUGGUGCUUUUAUGAAGCUUGCAGAGAUAUUGAGGAGCAACGAUUUAUUGCGAGACUCAAGACAUGUUACAGUGGAUGAGCAACUUGCUAUGACUUUGAAUAUUUUGGGGCAUAAAACUAAAAAUCGAAGUAUUAGGUCACAUUUUAUUAGAUCUGGUGAGACUGUGAAUAGGUAUUUCAACAAAGUGUUAGAAGCUAUUUGCCACAUACGACCAUGCUUUUUAAGACAAGCACGGAAUGAAGUUCUACAGGAGAUCCUUAGCAACCCUCUAUACUAUCCUUAUUUCAAGGAUUGUAUUGGUAUGAUAGAUGGUACACAUGUUGAUGCUAUGCUACAAAGAAGCAAAGGAACAGCAAGAACCACCCCCUCCUCCUCCUCCUCCGCCGCCGCCAACAACAUUGAGUUAGUCUCAGAGCUGAGCUCCUAUGAAGCUGCUUGUCUCCAAGACCCUGAGCUGCAGUCCUUCGACGCCACCCUCCAGCGCCGAGCCAGCCACGUCAUCUCAACCCUGGCCACGGGCGUCGAUGUCCACUCCCUCUCAUUCGACACCCUCACCGAGGUCACGGGCUGCCUCCUCGACAUGAACCUAGAAGUAGUCAAGAUCAUAUUGGAAUACAAGAAAGACAUUUGGAAGAAUGCUGAGCUCUUUAACAUAGUUGAAGAGUACUUUGAUAGCUCUCUUCAGACUUUAGAUUUCUGCACUUCUUUAGAGAGGUGCCUCAAGAGAGCCCGAGACUCCCAGAUUAUCCUUAGCAUCGCUCUCAGAGGAUUCGAAGAAAAAGAGGGAAGAAAUGGAGAAAGUAGUAGGGGAAAGUAUGAGAAAAUGUUGGAGGAACUAAGGCAUUUUAAGGCUCUAGGCGAUCCGUUUACCGAAGAAUUCUUUAACACGUUCCAAUCGGUUUACAAACAGCAGGUUUCAUUGCUGGAGAAGCUACAAAAGAAGAAGAGGAAGCUCGAUAAAAAGCUCAAAUCGACGAAAGCGUGGAGGAAGAUUUCUACUGUGAUCUUUGUGUCCGUGUUUGCGCUGGUUCUUAUUUGCUCUGUGGUGGUCGCUGCAGUUUCAGCACCGGCUUUUGCCACUGCAUUAUUAGCAUCAGCAGCAGCUGCUAUGGGUCCAAUGGGGAAAUGGCUCAACUCACUUUGGAACGAUUAUGUGAAUGCUUUGAAGGCACAAAGGGAGUUACUUAACUCAAUGCAGGUUGGGACUUUUGUCACAAUCUCGGAUUUGGAGAGCAUUCGGGUUCUCGUGGAUCGGUUGGAAGUUCAGAUUGGGUCUCUGCUGGAGAAGGUUGAGUUUGUUCUUGGAGAAGAGGAGGCAGUGAAGUUUGUGAUUGAGGAGAUAAAAGAGAAGCUUGAGAUGUUCAUGAGGGGUGUUGAGGAUUUGAGGAAGCAAGCUGAUCGGUGCAGUAGGGACAUAAGGAGGGCGAGGACUGUUGUGUUGCAGAGAAUCAUUAGGCACCCAAAUUGAACCGAAGGUGGAUUACUAGGCUUAGCAUGUGCUCGUGUUGUUGUUGUCAUGCAUCUCAAAAUUAACUGCGCAUUUUGGGGGCGUGACAUUGUAGCUACAAGAACCCACCAAUGGAGAGAUGCAGAUUAUACAAAUGAAGUGAUUAUCUUCAAUAAACUCAAAUCAGCAGUGGCUAGACUCAUCAAUAAUGACCUAUAACUACAUCUCCAUCUUUGGUCGUUUCAGCCUCGGAGAUCACACAUUUCAAAAUUUUCAGAGGGGUGAUAUUUUACAAUCAGCUUAAUUUCCAUCAUUCCAAUAGACAUUAUUCAGCUUCGAUAGAACUUCGGGUGAUUUGUUCAGGAUGCUCAGUUUGUGACUGGAGGAGAUGUUUGUUUGCUGCUUUCGAUUCUAUUCUAUUAGUUUUGACAGGUACAUUUUGUGAAUGCUCUAGUAUUUGUGUGUAUGUUUAUUUAAGUAUGUUUAUGAACUAUCAACUAUUACAAAAUAAAGCAUCUUAUUGAGCU
Asparagus officinalis (garden asparagus) is the source of this 1982-nucleotide messenger RNA. RefSeq names its product UPF0496 protein 1-like. The transcript has 4 exons. NCBI's taxonomy places the organism in Eukaryota, Viridiplantae, Streptophyta, Magnoliopsida, Asparagales, Asparagaceae. The coding region runs from base 1 to 1476 and encodes 491 amino acids. The record is from RefSeq and is a predicted model, not a curated record.